Molecule: messenger RNA, 1533 nt
Organism: Arabidopsis lyrata subsp. lyrata
Lineage: Eukaryota; Viridiplantae; Streptophyta; Magnoliopsida; Brassicales; Brassicaceae
Product: putative glucan endo-1,3-beta-glucosidase GVI
Exons: 1
Coding region: 184-1296 (370 amino acids)
Biological process (GO): carbohydrate metabolic process
Cellular component (GO): plasma membrane
Molecular function (GO): hydrolase activity, hydrolyzing O-glycosyl compounds
Source: RefSeq, a predicted model, not a curated record
AUCAUUAAUUGACAGAAGAUUGAGCAACACAAACUUUCCUAAGUAUAUUACUUCAUUAUUAUCCAUUUAAGCAGCACCAAACAUAAAUCACGCAGGAGUGAAAAUAUGUCCACAUGAUAAAACACAAAACCUAAAUAUAUAUAGAGAGAGACAAACACUAACAUAUGCUUGCGGAGCUAAAUCAUGAGCAACUCGACAGUGUUUCUUGUAAUUACUCUUCUUUUUAUUUUAGCCAGAUUAACUGCGGCCAGAAACAUGAAUCCGUUUGUCGGAGUCUGUGAUGGAAGAAACGGAGACAAUCUCCCAUCUCCGGCACAAAUAGUAUCUCUAUACAAGAAAAUAAACGUUGCUGGGAUAAGACUAUACGAGCCUGUCCCCGACCUCAUCGUCUCAUUACAAGGAACUGGUCUUCUCGUAGCCAUCGGACCAAAAAACGAAGAAAUCAAAACAUUAGCCGAACAUUACGAAUUUGCCUUAAAUUGGGUAAAAACGUUUAUAGCACCAUACAAAAACGUAGCUUUCAAUUGGAUCACUGUGGGAAACGAAGUGAUCGAAGGAGAGAUCGGACGUUACGUGCCACAAGCCAUGAAGAAUAUAAAAGCUGCAUUGACCGAAAUCGGAAACUCAAAGAUCCACGUCACCACCGUCAUAUCCACAGCCGCACUCGCUAACUCUUACCCACCAUCAGCCGGAGUAUUUAAACCGGCGAUAACCGAACUUAUAACCGAAAUCGUAUCGAUUCUUAGCUCUACCGAUUCACCACUCAUGGUCAACGUUUACCCUUAUUUCGCUUACGCAUCAGACCCUACCCAAGUGUCAUUAGAAUACGCAACGUUCCGUUCGACUUCACCGGUAGUGACAGACGGAAAAUACCAAUACACGAACAUAUUUGAUGCAACGUUGGAUGCUUUCAACGCAGCGUUAGAGAAGAUCAACCACGGAAGCGUGAAGGUGUACGUAGCGGAGACUGGUUGGCCUACUAGAGGAAAUGUUCCAUACACGAGCGUGGAGAAUGCUCGUGCCUAUAACCAGGGGUUGCUUAAGAAACUAACCACAGGUCAUAAGGGUACUCCGAGACGGCCUAAUGUCCCUGUGAUGACUUUUUUCUUUGAAAUGUUCAAUGAGGAUUUGAAAGAAGGAGAGGUAGAAAAAAGCUUCGGAUUCUUCAAUCCUGAUAUGGCUCCUGUCUACGAUAUGUGGAAUAUAAAUGUCUCUAGCUACGACAAGGAAGGCUAUAGUUGGGUUAUUUGGACUAUGCUCAUAAUAACCAGUUUGUUUUUAUUUUAUUUUAUUUAAUGUCGAAUUAUUUUUAAAAAUUGGUGUUCAUCGAGAAAAAGAUAAUGUGUUAAUUCAAAUAUAGGUCCUCGUAAUAUUUCGCCUAUAUUCUAGAACAUGGGUCGCCAGUAUUCAAAUAUAUGUCGAAUUAUUUUUAAAAAUUGGUGUUCAUCGAGAAAAAGAUAAUGUGUUAAUUCAAAGAUAAUGUCGAAUUAUUUCGCCUCUCUCCAAAAUCUGGACCUCGUAAUAACAACAAAU